Molecule: messenger RNA, 1890 nt
Organism: Actinia tenebrosa (Australian red waratah sea anemone)
Lineage: Eukaryota; Metazoa; Cnidaria; Anthozoa; Actiniaria; Actiniidae
Product: major facilitator superfamily domain-containing protein 6-like
Cellular component (GO): membrane
Source: RefSeq, a predicted model, not a curated record
CAACCAAAACAUCUAACAGAAAUCCCRUAUUCCGAGAAUCGCUCGUCUUUGAUUAUAUUCUAUGUCCUCGGGUUUGUGAAAAAAGCCACUGGGCCCCAACCUAGUGAUGGCCAGCAAUAAAGAAAGCGACGAGGAGAAGGUCCAAUUAGAAAGUGAUCAUGAAGAAGAUGGACGGGACGAGAAACACACAAAUCAAUGCUGCAGUGGUUGUUUGGAAAAGAUCAACAAAAAGCGACUGGUGUCUAAGAUGUUUUAUUUCUUUUACUUCUCGGCGUUUGGUUCCCUGUGGCCGUACCUUGCGUUGUAUUUCAAACAACUCUUCAUCUCGCCUCGCCAGCUUGGUAUUCUAGUCGCUAUCAGGUCAUUCUUACAGUUUGUCUUCACGCCAAUUUGGGGAGCCUUCGCGGACAAGUACCAAAAGAGUAAAUUCGUGUUACUAGUUGGGCUGAGUUUUUGGCUUCUCACAACCUUUUCAAUCGCUCUUAUUCCAAGCCUGGAAAAACCAUCCGCUUGCUACAGCCUCAACUCCAUUGCAUUUAUCACAAACAACACUAGAAAUAUCUCUGUGAUGUCUUCAUUAGAGACAGAAAAAAGUCAUGGACAUGAUGACGACUCAACAUGGAUUGGCAGUAUAGUUCCAUGGGGUUUAGGGUUCUUUCGGUCCUACGAACCCGAAAAAUCUGUUAUAUUCAAAGAACUCUCUUUUCCGAACUUCAAGUCUCAUAAAACUCCAGAACCAGUCGCAGACUCUUCAAAACUGUUUGUCGGGCUUUUAGUGAUCACUAUCAUUGGAGUCAUGUUUUCUUCACCUACUCAAUGCCUUGCGGACACAGCGACCAUUCAAUUAUUAGGGAAAGACACACACGAAUAUGGGAAGCAAGCUUUAUGGGGGUCUGUAGGUUAUGGAUGUACUGCUUUCAUCGUUGGUGCCUCCAUAAGUGGUCAAAAACGCAUGAAUCCUUGCAGCAAGGAGAUGAACAUCAAUUAUAUUCCAUGUUUUUAUGUCUACACUGUCUAUAUGUUCUGCGCGUUGUGUGUGGCUACGCGUUUCCAAUACCAGGCGUCGAGCGGUGAGGGCAAAUGCAAGCCGAGUUUGUUAGACAGCCUAAAAGUUUUAAAACAAUUUGACUACGCUUUUUUCUUGUUUGUGGUCUUUUUCUGUGGAACUGCGACUGGAUUUAUACAAACGUUCCUUUUUUGGCACCUCAGAGAGCUUGGCGGGGAACAGAUUCUUUUUAGCUUGAUCACUAUCACUAAUAGCACUGCUGAGGUCGUAUCGUACAUGUUCUCUGAUCGAUUCCUCUGUCAUAUUGGACAUUUUAGGGUCAUAUACCUCGGUCUUGUUUGCUAUUCAUUGAGGUUUUUCUAUUACUCAUACUGCAGUCAGCCAUGGUUGUUCUUACCCAUUGAAUUAAUUCAAGGAGUAACUACAGCAGCGAUAUGGUCAUCUUUUGUUUCCUACGUGGGAUCUAUACCCGGGAUGGCUACGACACUACAGGGGCUUGUCAGUGGGUUCUAUACGGGUCUCGGAUAUGCCACCGGUGGCUUUGUCGGGGGGCUUAUGGUCCAUGUCUUCGGUUCGAGUACGUCUUUUCUGGUGUUUGGAGAGAUGAGUCUUAUUGUAUUGUUCAUGUUUAUUAUUGUCAAUAAUAUACGAACAAGCAAGCAUGAAAUUGCGAUAACUGCUCUUAAUCAAUCUAAAAAUUUUGUAUCUGAAAGACACGAUAGAAAGACUAACGGGCCUCAAGAAGAUAUGGAAAAUCAGAAGUCAGAAUGACAAAUUUAGUAAUGACUUUUUUUUUUUGCUUCAUCACUGGCUCUGUCAUCUUAGCUUAUAGCGAACCUGCACAAUAGACCCGUUUCGAAUUCCAAAUUACCGCUGUGUUUCUU